This is a messenger RNA of Schistocerca gregaria, 1647 nucleotides long. RefSeq lists its product as uncharacterized. The transcript is spliced from 3 exons. The annotation marks the transcript as partial. The record is from RefSeq and is a predicted model, not a curated record. Lineage: Eukaryota; Metazoa; Arthropoda; Insecta; Orthoptera; Acrididae.
AUGCCGAGCGAGGAGGACCGCGUUACGCAGGCGCAGGGAGCGGCGGACUGCCGCGCGGCGGGACUACCUCGGGCAACCGAGGCAGCUCUGUCGGCGGCUGCAUCCGCCCCCCCACGUAUGACGACGCUGCAAUCGACUGCGGACUGCGCUGCGGUACACCCAAUGCGCACUAGCCCGCUCACACCAGAGCAGGUGUACCUAGUUGUACACCGACUAUCGCGGGGCAUUGUGUACCCUGAACAGGAAGCCGACGAACGAGCACUCCGCGCGUUCCAACAGCACCUGAGGUCACUUGGCUGCGAGGUAUUCGAAGAUGUGAGCGUACCGUCGGGAGCCAGUGAAGAGACCUCAGAUACGCCGUUUGCUGUACCGUCAGGCGCGACGACAGAGCACGCCACUGCCCUGCCACGAGACAGCACAAUCCCAGAGGCCAACCUUGGCGAACUGCUCGAGGCGGAAACCAUGGAUACAGCGCAGCCCUCUAGAAAGAGGCCUGCAGCUGCGGAGGAGGAAGAUUCCGCCGCCAUCUCUGAUUCUACCUGCAUGCAAAGUCAGAAGAAGAAGACGCCAGAAGCUGCUGCCCACUCGGAGGCAGAUCAGGGGACCGACGACGGCUUCGUUGUCCCGAAGCGGCGGCACACUGCUCGGGCCAAACGGCUUGAGAGAGUGCAGCCGCUGCCGACAGCGAACUCAUUCGUCGACGUUCCUGACGAGCCGGAGCCCAUGGACGACGCUGAGGCACCCAAGAGGCGGGCACCCGCCCCGCCACCGAUUACAGUAUCGUGGAAGGACACAUACCAGUCCUUCCUCGAGAAGUUCCAGACGGUAUCGUCCACUGCCAAGAUCAAAUGUGCCGGUCGGGACUUAGGCUGCGCCGCCUUCAAACGCGGCCCACGGCAGCAAGGACGUGCGGCACCGGCACGAAAGGUGCAACCAGGCACCAGCUUCGCCUCUGCCACCAAGGGGGAGUCCUCGGACGCCCCCAGGGGGCGGCGGACGGACGUCGCGACCACCAAGGCGCCCAACCAGGCAACUGGCGCCCAGGACGACCAACACCAGGGCGGACGGCUAAACCGUCCCCCCACCUCAGACAGGCCGCAAGCUGCUAGGCGUGCGGUCCCGCUAACGGACGCAGCCACUCCGCUGCGCCCCGCCGCCCACGCACCCGCAACCGCGGCACCUCCUGCAGCAAUUCCGCGACCAGAAGCAGCAGACCUGGGAGCAAUGUUGAGCUCCCUCUCUGCCCUGCUACAGCAACUGCCGGUGCUCGUCACCGCCAACACCAAGAUGGCAGAUUCCGCCGGUGUUUCUCCCGCCAUAACCCGCAGCAAAGCUGCAGCGAAAGAGGCGCUCGGGUCGACUGACCCCGUCGACGCCAGCGUCCCGCUUGCCGCCGUGGGGGAGGUAUUGGCCGACAAGGAUCGGCAGAUCGCGCAGCAAGCGCAGGAACUGCUGGACCAACGUCGGCUGAUAACCGACCUUUGCGGCGCAAACGACACACCGAAGCGCACCACGCUUCACAUCACGCUUCACUCGCCUGCUACUGGUGACUCCUGCACGACCGUCCCGCUGUCGCUGCUGACUCCAGUGGCGGAAUCAGCGGCGGCGGACGAGGACACAGAACAACACUACACCGGGCCCUGGCAG